AUGAUUUCGUCAACAACGUGGGUGCCGCGUGGAUUUCCGUCUGAGUUUCCAGAAAAGUACGAACUUGAUGAUGAGGAAAUGGAAAGAAUCAACCAACUGGCGCAGCUCAACCUGGACGAUGCCAGGGAAGGUGAAGACGCCGAUCUUGCUGAGGACGAUGUCGAGAUCCAAGCUACUUCAAAAAACUCGCAACUGAGCUCGCAGGCUGAAGCUGACGAUGACUUGAAGGAGUAUGACCUGGAACACUACGAUGACGACGAGGACUUGGGAGAAGGAACUGAGGCGUCAAUGUUUCCCGGGUUAUCUGAGGAGGUCAAGUUCCACCAAGCCGAGAACGGCGAAGAUGCUUACAUGUCACUGCCCACCGAUCAGGAUAACCAGGAGGCCAAGCAGGAGCUGCAGGUGUACCCCACGGAUAACAUGGUACUGGCCACCAGAACAGAGGACGAUAUUUCAUAUUUGGACGUGUACGUCUACGACGAUGGUGCAGGGUUCCACGAUGCAGAAGUCGCCACGGAGGCUGCAGACGAGUUGGACCCAGAUGUAGCUCGCGGAAUGGUUCGGGACGGUUCCCUGUAUGUCCACCACGAUCUAAUGCUACCGGCUUUUCCAUUGUGUGUGGAGUGGCUAAAUUACCGACCAGGCUCCAAUUCGGACGACCCAGCGAAUUUCGCUGCCGUUGGUAGUUUUGAUCCUCAAAUUGAAAUCUGGAACUUGGAUUGUGUGGAGAAAGCCUUUCCAGACAUGAUUCUCGGCGAUCCACAAGCACUUUCCAACGCUGGCACAGGAAAGAGCAAGAAGAACAAAAAGAACAAGAACAAGCAUGUCACAACCCACCAUACAGACGCAGUUCUCUCGUUGGCGCAGAGUAAACUUUUCCGUCCGGUUUUGGCGUCCACUUCCGCAGAUCAUACCGUGAAAUUGUGGGAUUUGAACGAGGGUACCGCCGCUCGCUCCAUUGCAUCUAUUCAUUCCAAUAAAAAUGUUUCAUCGUGUCAGUGGCACAGUACCAGCGGCUCGGUUCUUCUUACCGGUGGUUAUGACUCUCGCGCUGCAUUGUCGGACGUUAGAAUUGCCGAAGACUCUAAAAUGAGCAAGUACUGGUCGGUUAUGUCGGGUGAAGAGAUCGAAUGCGUACAGUUCGCCGAUGAAAAUACCUUUAUGUGCGGUACCGAUUCGGGCAACGUCUACUCCUUCGACAUCAGACGAGGCGAGAAGAGCUCUCCAUUGUGGACUUUGAAUGCUCACGACGCAGGUAUAUCUACUCUUAACGUCAACCCCUUCAUUCCUAACCUGCUUGCCACAGGGGCCAUGGGCGAGCAAGCGGUCAAACUAUGGAAGUGCGGUGAAUCUGGCCCAAGCAUGGUUCUGUCCAGAGAUUUCGGUGUGGGCAACGUUUUGACGACAUCUUUUGCUCCAGACCUGGAGAUAGCAGGAAACAUGGUCAUCGGUGGUGUUGGAAAAGGCCUAAAAUUAUGGGAUGUGUUCACAAACAGAUCCGUUCGUAAGAAUUUCGGGAAAGAGCUUCAAUCGGUGCAGAGACAGGCCAGAGAAGAAGCGCAAAAGGUAGGAAGGGCUUCACGGAUCGCCAGAAAGUACACGAAGAACGACAACCCCGAUACCGUCGUUUCUGUUGACGAUCAAGGCGAAGACGAAGAAGAGAAUGAUGGUCAGGGGGCCCAAGAUGAAUGGGAGGACGAAGAAUAG
Lachancea dasiensis is the source of this 1707-nucleotide messenger RNA. NCBI's taxonomy places the organism in Eukaryota, Fungi, Ascomycota, Saccharomycetes, Saccharomycetales, Saccharomycetaceae. The record is from the annotation of a GenBank genome assembly.